Colletotrichum chrysophilum is the source of this 678-nucleotide messenger RNA. RefSeq lists its product as uncharacterized. NCBI's taxonomy places the organism in Eukaryota, Fungi, Ascomycota, Sordariomycetes, Glomerellales, Glomerellaceae. The coding region runs from base 1 to 678 and encodes 225 amino acids. The transcript has 2 exons. The record is from RefSeq and is a predicted model, not a curated record.
AUGUUUUCCGUCGCGGGGCCCGUCGUAUUCAGCGAGCGGACGCCAUGGGACUUUAGACCCGCCGUCCCGUCGCCUCUGUCCUCAUCACCCAUUCGCGCGUCCUCGCCACUCUCUCCGAUCAGCGACAACACCGUCCGCCAAACCCAGUCGUCGCCCAUCCCCGCGCCAAAGUUCAAGUACGCAUCGCGACCGACGAGGCCAAACCCGGUGCUCCGGAGACGCGAGGACGUGCAGGAGAACCGCCGCAAAGCUUUCCUCCAGAAUGUCAGGCAGCGCCAGGAUGACAAGACGUACCAGAGGCGGGAUAUGGAGGGAACACUUCUAAAGUCAGACUGGGACCGUGACAUGCGGCAACGCUAUUAUUUCAAGCAGCUUGAGGGAGACGCGAUAUACUCCGAAGCGGACAUAGAGGACGCGGCUACUCUUAGCCAGAACCAAAAGCAGCAGAUCCCCGAUGGCGUCGAUGACAUGAUGGUCGACGCGAUCGCACAGGAAGAGCAGGAUGAGCUCGACGCGUUGCUCUCGUCUUACAGCCAGUCUUCAGACGCUCAGCAACCAGACAAGUCAGACCCUUACAACCUAUCAGACGACGAAGACUAUGAUGAGCUGUUCAUGAGCCUGGUGUCACAAGAAAGCGCAGUACCGGACGCAUCUUCCCAGGAAAUGGACAUGUCCUGA